Molecule: messenger RNA, 10345 nt
Organism: Carassius gibelio (silver crucian carp)
Lineage: Eukaryota; Metazoa; Chordata; Actinopteri; Cypriniformes; Cyprinidae
Gene: akap9
Product: A kinase (PRKA) anchor protein 9
Exons: 51
Coding region: 203-9778 (3191 amino acids)
Biological process (GO): signal transduction
Molecular function (GO): DNA binding; molecular adaptor activity
Source: RefSeq, a predicted model, not a curated record
UCGUGUGUUUACGUGGAGAAACAUGGCGGCGACGGUGACAGCAAAUCCCGAAUAAAACACUGAGGAAACCCCACAGAUUUACCGUCCGAGUCGAGGCGGGUGCAUAUGUCAGUGCUCCGCGUUUAGUGCGAGGCUUGUAUGCGUGCGCGUGGUGCUUGUAUGACGCCCGUGUGUCCGUGUUUAAACUGCAGGGACCGCGGUGAUGAUGGAAGACGAGGAGCGACAGAAGAAACUACAGGCCGGCAAAGCCAAGCUGGCCGAGUACCGGCAGAGGAAAGCUCAGUCCGAUGGCCAGAAGAAGCAGAAGAAGAAGAAGAAGAAGACGCUGGAAUCAGACGCGGAGGAGCUGAGAGCAGACAGCGUCUCACACGAGCAGACCGACACCAUCGAGCCCGAGAGUGAGGUCUCAACGACAGCCGAAGACUGUUCAUCUGAGGUAAAUGGUUUCCACGAGAGGACAGAGAGUGGUUUGACGUCGUCUGUGAUCGGGGAGGAAGAUCUGCAGCGAUCCGAAGUACGCGUGGAGCCUGAUCUACAGAGCAGUCAUCCUCAGAGCCGUAUUCAGAUCAUGGAGGACGAGUUAGCCUCCAAAAACAUGGCCAUGGAGGAGCUGAGCCGCGAUCUCGAGGAGAUCAGGGCCGUGUUUGGAGCUGAUGGAGUGCAGCAGCUGCAGGACUUCGAGGAAGCGCUGAAACAGAGGGAUGAAAUCAUCACACAGCUCACCUCCAAUCUGCAGCAGGCACGGACCGAGAAGGAGGAAGUGAUAAGGGAGUUUCUGGAGCUGACGGAGAAAAGCCAGAAACUCCAGAUUCAGUUCCAACAGCUGCAGGCCGGUGAGAUACUGCGUAGCUCCAACAUCAGCUCCACCGCCGCAGAUCUCCUCCAGGCCCGUCAACAGAUCACGCUGUACCAGCAACAGCUGGACGAGAGGGACGCACAGGUCAGAGGUCACCAGGAGAAGACGCAGGAGCAGCUGUUAUUGAUCGCGCAGCUUCAGGAGAGUCUGAGUGAAGCAGAGAGGGUCCGCACACAAACUGAAGAGUCGUUUUCACAGAGUUUACGCGAGAAGGAUCUACUGAACACUGAACAUCAGCGUCUGAUAACACAGCUUAACAAUCAGCUUCUGUCUUCCAAACAACAAGUGGAGGAAGUCAACAAACAUCUGUCAGCGAAAACCCAAGAACUAGACGCCUGUGAAAAAGAGCUGUCCGCGUCCAGACAGAAAGAGCGCAUGUCGUCCGGAGAAAUCCUGCAGCUGAUGAAGAGCGUGGAGGAGCUCCAGCAGCGCUGCCAAUCAGAGAGACUCGAGGACGACUGGAGACGCCGGAUGGAGACGCUGAGAGACGAACUGGACGAGAUGUACGGUCAGCAGAUCGUGGAGAUGAAGCGGGAGCUUCGCACGCAACACACGACAGAGCUGGAGCGAGUCCAAGCGCAGCACUGCUCAGAAACGGAGAAGAUGGUCCAGCAGCAUCAGUCAGAGCUGGAGAGGUGUAAAGCUCAGCUGUUCCAGAGCGCCGGAGACGCCAACGUGCUAAACGUGAAGCUCGUCGAGCUCCAGCAGAAGCUACAGGAGACGCUAGUGUUGCGAGAAAAGGCAGAGCAAGAGCUAGCGCAGACGAGAACAGAUAAACUCAGUCAGGCGCAGGAGUUGGAGCGUUUGCGCGACGAGCUGCAAAGAGCUGAAAUACAGAGCCCAGAGGAAAUACAACACGCUGUUAGCGACCUGCGGGUGCAGCUAGAUUUAGCGCACAAAGCCAACGGCGAACUAGAAGCCAAGCACGAAUCAGAAAUCACCAACUAUAAGAUCAAGCUAGAGAUGCUAGAGCGGGAGAAAGACGCGGUGCUAGACCGCAUGGCCGAGUCGCUGGAGUCCGAGCUGGAUCACUUGAGAACGCAGCUCUUGUUCAGCCACGAGGAGGAGCUCUCACGACUCCGAGACGACCUCACACGGGAAAACCAGCUCAACGCGGAGAACCUGCGCGACGAGAUGGACACGAGACACCGCGAGGCUCUGGACCAGCUGCGUUCGGUGGAGAGCGAGAGAGCGGCGCUAGCUUCAGAGAGACUCACGCUGCUCCAGGACAUCGCCCGCCUUUCCUCCGCCAACGAACAGAUGUGUGCGCGACUGAACGAGCUUCAGGACGAGAUCGAGAAGCAGAGAAACAUAUUCUCCUUCGCUGAGAAGAACUUCGAGGUGAACUACCAGGAGCUGAAGGACGAGUACACGUGUCUCGUGAACGCUAAGCUACAGCUCGAGCAGCGCUUGAUCAGAGAAGCCAUGCAAUACGAGACCAAACUACGUGAUCUGCAAACGAGACGCGAGGAGGUGGACGGGAAGACGCCGGAGAGCGAGAAGAAGAGCUCAGCCGAGCGUCUCUCGCUGAUUGAGACGGACACGAAACGUCUUGAACACGAGCUCAAGAGGACACUGAUUGGAAAGCACUCUUCAGAGCUGAUGGAGAAGCUGGAGGUGAGUGAGGAUGAGAAGAAGAGCUCAGCCGAGCGUCUCUGGCUGAUGGAAGCGGAGCUGGAGAUGCUGAAGAGAGACGGAGACUGCAGUGUUGCUGGUGGGCUGUGCUCCGCCGAGACGCAUCACACGCACAUCAGGUCUUUGUCGGAGGAACUGGAUGCUUUACAAAACGAGGAGCAGCCGCAGCCGCAGGAGGAGAGAGAGAGAGAGACGCCUGCGAGUUCUCCAGCGAGCACACACACACACACCCCCACACACACCGCAGCAGCAGCAGCGCAUGAGGAUCAGCUUGCAUCGCCCGACCGACUCCCGCAGCAGGUGGAGACGAGAGACACUCCGGCCGAUGGAGACGUCGUCAGAGCCUCGCUCAUGAAGCAGCCGCAGGAAAUGGAUGGCUCUGAGCAUGAUGAGUGUCGUCUGCAGCUGGAGGCUCAGCGCAUCAGUCUGUCUCAGAUCCACGCUGCUCAGCUGCAGAUGCUCAGAGAGAGUCUGUCAGCGCAGACGCAGACGCAGGACACACACGAGCAGCAGCAGGGAGCCACAGAGCUGAAGGCAGAGUUCGAGGAGUGUUCGGUGCGUCUGGAGGAGAGACAGCGGCAGGAGAUCGAGCUUCUGAAGAGCUACUAUCAGCAGCAGAUGGAGGAGAUGCAGGAGCGCUUCACAGCUGAGAUCCUCCUGCUGCAGAGCAGACUCCAGGAGCUCACAGGAGCCGGCCAGGUCUUCAGCAUGCCGAGCGUCUGUCCGCUGCAGACGAGAGACGAGCGCUGUGAUCGUCUUCAGGAGGAGGACGAGGAGCGAGUCUCUGUAGAUCUGGAGCAGGAUCUGCAGGCCGAGCGGAGAGCUUCGUCCAAGAGAGAGACACUGAGGGACACGUCUCCUCCGGAGGAAACCCAUCUCAGACGCUUGGAGGAGGAGAUCGCCAAGGUGAUUGUGCAGAUGUCGGUUGAGUUCGCCCAGCAGACAGAAGAGGCUCGGAUCAGCAGACAGAGCCGAGAGACGAGCAUCUGCACACAGACGGACACCAGCGAGGAUGAGGAGGAUCGACUGAUGAAGAGGGAUCUGGAGAAGGAGAGAGAAGACGAGACUGAGAGAUGCAGAGAUGAACUCCGCCUUCCCAGAAUGCAAAGCUGCGGCACUCAGACCCAGCAGCUCCAGACGAGAGCGGAGGAUGAGACGAAGGUCAGAGGUCAGGGAAGAGCCGUGACCUCACAGCCACACGCACAGGACCCAGAGCUCUCGUCUGAUGACAUCAUCACUGAGAGGGAUGUUCUGCGUCAGGCUCUGCUCGAUGUGCUGAAGACCACGGCUGCGGCGGAGGAGACCAUCGGCCGUCAUGUGUCCUACGGGCCUGCUGGAGCAGAGAGAGAGAUGGACGACGGGCUGGAGGUGUCGCUGAAGUUCAAGGAGGCGGAGCUACAGCUACAGGAGGCGGAGCUCUUGCUGGAGAGGGAGGAGUUUGUGAUGAGCAUCAGCGAUCGUCUGCAGAGCGCCGUGGAGAAGAUGCUCAUCACCAUCACUGAGACCAGCACUCAGCUGGAGCAUGCACAGGUCACGCAGACGGAGCUGAUGAGAGAGAAGUUCAGACAGAACGAGGAGAUGGAGGAGCUACAGCGCAGACAGAACGAGCUCCAGGAGCGACUGUGUGAGGAGGAGAGAGCAAGAGAACAACUGACACUGGAGCUACACAGAGCUGAAGGUGUGAUUGACGGCUACACAGGUGAGCGUCUGGCGCUGGAGCAGCAGAUUCGUGAGCGAUCCGAGCUACAGCUGCGUCUGGAGCAGGAGCUGAUGAUGACCGCCAGCCGUCUGCGUGAACUGGAGCAGGAGCGUGUGCAGAUACAGGACGAGCGAGAGCUGAUGUCACGCCAGCACCACGCCAUGAGAGAGGGGGCGGGGCCUCGAGAGCUGCGACUAGUUGAGGCUGCUCUUGACACAGCACCUGAAGCAGAUCUGCUGGAGGAGACGGAGAAGCUGAUGGCGGAGAAGGUGGAGGUGCAGCGUCAGGCGCAGAAGGAGAGCGGCGAGCUGCUGCAGCAGGUGAAGCAGCUGGAGGUGGAGCUGGAGGAGCAGGUGAGUCGUCUUCAGGAGCUGCAGGAGACACACAGCACAGAGACGACUGACCUGAGGCAGCAGAUACAGGCUUUAGAGAAGCAGCUGGAGAACAACCGCAAGUUCAUGGACGAGCAGGCCGUGGACCGCGAGCACGAGCGAGACGUCUUUCAGCAGGAGAUUCACAACCUGGAGCAGCAGCUGAAGAAUCCCAACAAAACACCGACAGGAAGUGACCGGCGGGACAGAGAGGUGCAGGAGCUGAGCGCGGCGCUGCAGGAGAAGGCAGACUGGUGCAGUGAGCUGCUGUUGAGCUCCGAGCAGCUUCAGAGAGAUGUGUGUGAGAGAGACGAGGAGAUCGAGACGCUGGGAGCACGUCUGAGGGAGCUGGAACACACACUCAUCCACAGGGUGGAGGAGGUCCAGCAUGUGUCUAUGGCGAGCAGAGCAGACGUCACACUGGAAGCACAGCUGCAGACAGAGAGAGAGGCUCUGGACAGGAAGGAGAAGGAGAUCGUGAAUCUGGAGGAGCAGCUGGAGCAGUUUCGUGAGGAGCUGGAGAACAAGAGCGAGGAGGUGAAUCAGCUUCACAUGCAGCUGGAGAUCCAGAGGAAGGAGAUCAGCGUCCAUCAGCAGGAUCUGCAGGAUCAGGCCCGGCUCGCUCAGGUCUUGGAGGAGAAGGACAGGCAGAUAGCCGUCCUAAACGAGCAGCUCGCUAAGCGUCAGCACACGGGAACAGACCCUAAGACCGAGGCGGUGGAGGAGAAGGACGAGCUUCUGCGAGAGAUGGAGGCGCAGGUGGAGUGUCUGCGGAGCGAGCAGGAGCGUCUGAAGAGGAACAGCGAGGAGGAGGUGGAGCAGCUCAACGCCGUCAUCGAGAAGCUGCAGCAGGAGCUGACACACAUCGAGCUCAAGCAGCGUCAGGACGAGAGCGACGAGAUGAAGCAGAGGAUGGACGAGGUGACCACAGAGCUGGACACGCUGAAGAACCGAAACCAGCGUCUGGAGGAGGCUCUGCAGGAGAAGACCGCUGCGUGUGUGGUGCUCCAGGCUCAGGUGCAGGCGCUGGAGGAGAGCGCAGGGUCAAAGGUCACCAGCUUGAGUCGCCGCGUGGAGGAGAAGGACUCGGAGCUCAGCGCCUGCAGGUUGAAGGUGGAACAAGCACAAACAGACGCCGAUGCUCUUUACGCUAAAGUGGCUCAGCUGGAGGAGAAACUCAGGGAGAAGGUGGCCGCCGUUCUGGUCAGCCAAGCACAACUGGAAGCCGUCCAGAUGCAAACCAAAGAGCUCCGCGCAGAAGAAGCCAUGGGCCCCAGCACGCAGCUGCAGUCAGAGGGCCCCAGCACGCAGCUGCAGUCAGAGGGCCCCAGCACGCAGCUGCAGUCAGAGGGCCCCACCACCCAGCUGCAGUCGGAGGGCCCCAGCACGCAGCUGCAGUCGGAGGGCCUCACGGCGCAGGCAGCCUCCGUGGGGAAGACGAGUCUGCUGGUGGAGAAGCUGAAGGAGCUGGAGGAGGGUCUGAGCGGGAUGCAGAAGGACCAGGAGCUGCAGAAACAGCUGUUGAGUAGCUCUGAGGAUGAGGUGAUGGAGUACGAGAGGAGGUUAGCCUUGAUGAUCGACCUACUGAACCAAAUGAGAACCAAACCAACCCAUCACAAACUCGCUGAGGGGUCAGCUGAAGGCGGUCAGUCGCUGUCCGAGCUGCUGGAAGAGGUCAAAGGUCAAGCUGCGUCCACUAAAGAGGAGCUGAACUGCUACAGAGAACUGAGUCACAAGCUUCAGGAGGAGAUCGAGAUGAAGGAGAGCAGGAUCUCACAGCUCCAGGCAGACGAUGAGACCGCAGCAGGUCAUGGCACACAUCACACGCGUGAAGAACACACGGCUGACACGGCUGAACUCCUCCAGGAGCUGCAGGAGGUCAAAGGUCAAGUGAGCAGCACACAGCAGGAGCUGGAGAGCUGCAGGGCUCAGAGCGUCACACUGCAGGAGCUGCUGCAGGAGAGAGAGAUGAGCAUCGCUCUGCUGAAGGAUCAGCUGCACAGGGCCUCACAGGAGGGCGAUCAGUCCCCAGCGGAGCUGCUGCAGGAGCUGCAGGAGGUCAAAGGUGAAGCGGCCGCCACCAAAGAGCAGCUGAACAGCGUCCAGGAGCGCAGCCUCAAACUGCAGGAGGACAUCGAGGUCAGAGACGCGUCCAUCGCUGAGCUGAAGCACAGACUUCAGGAGCUCCAGACUGCUUUGGCCAAAUCCAGCGAGCAGCUGCUGCAGUCGACCCAGCCUGAAAAGAAAGGAGACGACAGAGAGCAUCAUGGGAUGGACGGAGGCACCCGAGCGGAUGUGUGUGUGCAGACGGAUCCGUCCGGAGAAGAGGAGCUGGAGGAGAUGAUGCUGGGAUACGAGGAGAAGAUCGCACAGAUGCAGGAGCUGCACGCGGCUGAGAUCCUGGACAUGGAGUCCAGACACAUCUGUGAGAGCGAGAGCCUGAAGACCGAGAGCCAGCGUCUGAGAGACGAGCUCAGGACCCUCCAGGGUCCGGCUGUGAGGUCUGAGCGCGCUCUGUUUAGAGACGGAUACAGCAGUGACAGCGGUUCAGACUGGACUCGGCGUGUGGGUCAGGAUGUUCCUCCGCUGCAGGAGUGUCGCAGCUCACCUGAAGGAGCGCACAGAGACGUGGAGCCGGACGUCCUGCCAGACAGAGUCAAGAGUCUGCUGCGUGAGGUGCAUCAGGAGGGCAUGCAGGUGCUGUCUCUGACCGAAGCUGACCGACCUCCUCAGAGCAGAGAGACAGACGCCCUCAUCAACACCAUCCAGUCUCUACAGCUCCUCACCGGCACACUGCAGACGGAGACACAGGUGGAUGAGGACUGGCGAGCAGAGCUUCUGUGUGCCGUCCAGCAGGUGUUUGUUCAGGAGCGAGACGUGCUGAAGAGCCUCUCUCACUCUCCUCUGGAGCGUCUGGACAUGGCUGAUGCGGUCCUCCAUCAGGACACCAGACACAGAGAGCUCAUGGAGACGCUGUACACCGCAGACAGAAGCAGCCUGCGCUCAGAGAUCCAGCAGCUCAGAGCUCAGCUCACACAGCGCCACCACCAGGACACCGCCGGACUGGAGAGAGAGAGCGCUGCUGCGGUCACAUGUGCCUCUGAUCGACUGGAGGAAGUGAAGACCGAACUGAACCAAACUAAACUAGAGCUAGAGAGCGCUCUGAACACACAACACACACACCUGGAAGAGCUCCACGCACUCAGGGCGGAGGUCUCUCUGAAGACGUCUGAAGUCCACACACUGACCGACACACUCGCCCUCGAGCAGAAGAGAGCCAGAGAGAUGCAGUGGGCCUUUGAGAAGGAGAAACACAAGACUGACAGGAAGCAGGAGAGCGACAGAGAGGAAGUGGAGGAGCUGAAGCUGGUUCUGGAGGAGCAGCGGGGUCGUGUGGAGGAGCUGUCCAGGUCUCUGGAGACGGAGGUCAGCGUCUCCUCCGAGCUGCAGGUUCAGUUAGAGGCUCAGAGAGCUCGAUCGGUGGAGCUCAGCAGCACUCUGGAGAAACAGAAGGAGCUGAACGCACAGCUGCUCCAGCGCUUCCAGACGAGCUCCACGUCUGAGACACACGACACCCUCGAGCAGACGGAGGACACCUGCAGCCAGGUGGAGGCCGGCGUCCUCUCCGUGGAGUCUCUCCUGCAGACGCUGCAGACGCAGCUGGCCGAGAAGCAGACGCAGGUGGAGCAGAUGAUAAAGGAGAUGGAGAGACAGAAGCUGGAGGCGGUGCAGUGCAAACGACAGUGGGACGAGGAGAAAUCCAGCCUCACCCGUGUCGCUGCGCAGGACCAGAAUGCAUUGCAGGCCGCACACAACAGCCUGAGCAGCCUGGAGAGACGGGCGUCCGAGCUGCGGGUGGAGCUGGAUGCAGAGAGAGAGAGUGUGAGGAGGCUGGAGACAGACCGAGACAGACUGCAGGAGACUGUGAGACAGCUGGAGGACAACCAGAGCGUGAGAUCAGACGCCCGGCCGCAGGAUCAAACCCGUGACUGCGUGUUGCAGACGGGAGAUGCUCUGAGCUCAGAUCCUAAACACAGGGACAACAUCCUCAGCAGACUGCAGCUCAUCGUCAGCAAGAUCAACAGCCUGACCAGUGAAACCCCGAGCAGGUUAUCUGGGGAAGCGCCGGAUCGGGACAGUCUAGCAUGGCUGCACAGUAAUGUACAGGAUGUGUUGUCACUGUUACAGCAUAUCCCAUCAGCCCCCUCUGCUCUCCCCGAGAGCGCCGCUCUGCUGGCUGGAGGAUCAUUCAGUCUGAACGAGCGUUUGCUGAGACAGAACGCAGAGCUCACGGGAUUCGUCAGCAGACUGACGGAAGAGAAGAACGACCUGCGAAACCAGUUACUGAAGCUGGAGGAGGAGCUGCGCAGAUACAGAGCGAAGAAAACCAGCGUCGAGAGCGUGUCGAGCCGGGCUGUGGCGGAGCGUCAGGAGCUGAUGUUAUUCUCUAGCGAGCGAGAGUCUUGGGCUCAGGACAGGAAUCGUUUGGAGAAGUCUCUCCGUCAGGCCGAGGCAGAACUGACCCGUCUGAGAGGAGAGAUUCGCUCUGAUGCGCUGCGAGAUCUGACUGGAGCUGAUCUGGACAACACGGCUCUCAGGAGGAUGUAUGGGAAAUACCUGCGCUCCGAGAGCUUCCGGAAGGCCCUGAUCUAUCAGAAGAAGUAUCUUCUGCUGCUGCUGGGAGGAUUCCAGGAGUGUGAGGAGGCCACGCUGUCUCUGAUCGCCCGCAUGAGCAGCUUCCCUGAACACGGUCUGGAGUCUGUGGGGCUUCAGCGCAGGGGUCUCACACGCUUCAGAUCAGCCGUGCGUGUCUCUAUCGCCCUCUCCAGGAUGAGGUUUCUGGUGAAGCGAUGGCAGAGAGCAGCUGGAGGAACGACGCUCAGCAGAAACGGCAUCUCUCAGAUCACAGGUGCUGAUGUGAGGAACGAGUCGUCGUAUCUUCACCCCGGCGGUGCGGACGUGUUCAGAGAGAGACGAGCGUCCAGCCGAGGACGCACAGGACGAGACUCUCCUCGCUCCGCAGCAUUGCUCCAGCACAGGUUUCACACGAUGGCCGGUGAUGCCGGAGGUUUACCGUGUUCACACCUGCAGAACUACGACCCGGACCGCGCUCUCACGGACUACAUCUCCCGUCUGGAGGCUCUUCAGAGACGUCUGGGGAGUGUGACCACAGGUUCCUCUUCGUACGCUCAAAUGCACUUUGGAGUCAGAAGAUGAAGGUCUACAUUUACAUUGAUACUGGCUUGAAGAAUCUCAGAUGCCUUCUCUUGUGCUGAGCUGCUGUGCUUUUGUCUUCUGAUGAUAAACCUGUACAAUUCUGUGGGACCAAAACCAUGUUUGUUUUCUGUCUUUUGUGUGUGUGUGUGUGUGUGUGUGUGUGUGUGUGAAUCAUCUUAUAAUCAAGCUUUCGUUGGCAGCACUUGAAACGGCUUCAACGUCUGUACAUUAUUUCUACUUCAUUUGUUGUAAAACAAUCACGUUACUAUAUAUUUGUGGAAUGCUAAUUUAAGUUGAUUAAUUUAAUGGAGACGUGUUGAGAGAGUUUGGACCAGGACGGCUGCUAUCGGACGACACGAGCGAGGCUGUACUCGUCACAAACACUAACGAAGCUCGUUAAGGCUUUGUUCGGGCUGUAACGUGUCGCUGUUAUCAGAUACUCUACACUGUGUUUAAUUCGCUCGCUCCCGUGAAAAGAAUUUGUAGAAGACAUAUUUUUGUAAAGGUUGGAGCUUCUGGGUAUUUUGUCAAAACUCAAAUAAAGAUUAAUAUAAUAUUUAAAAACUG